AUGUCAACUUCGUCCCAGCUCAAUUCAUUAACCAGUCGUCCUAUGACCCAAUCAAGCGUCAAACAUCAUUCCGAUUCCUAUGAAGAAAUUGUGUAUGCUGCUGGCGAGAAUUAUUCGCUUCAAUUGACGGCUCAAUCGCUCUCCCAGUUGGAUUAUGCAAAAAAUUGUAAAGUCCAUGAUUUUACGAGUGAUUCUGCCCAUCCGCAGCACUUUACAUCGUUUCAUACUGUAUUUUCAACACAUUUGAAUACAGAUGAGUCAUCAAAGCAUUACGAGAAUUAUAGAGUAGAGAAUAUUUCUAAUUCUUCAUUUACAUUACUGACUACUCGGGCCAUCACAAACAAAGGCAAUGUGACAAGUGACAUUUACAUGUGUGGAAGAGCAUUAGGAGUUGGAUUUCACAUCUCCGACAAUAACAAUGACCCUCCAUCUUUCUCAGGUACAGUUUCAUCCACCAAUCACUCCCUGCUCUAUUCAUGGUCGAGUAAUAAUUUGAUUCCAACACUCCAACAAGUGGAUCAUGAUUUUUGGAAAUUAAAAAGUGAAACAAAUGAGCAAUCAGUAUGCAUUGUCGAUUCUUCAGUAGGAUUUGAACAUUCUGUGAUUGUAUUUUCCAAUGGAAAGGCAAUGGCAUGUGGUCGCAAUAAGAAGGGUCAAUGCGGGACUGGAGAUUUUGUUGAUGUACCCAAAUGGAAAUUAAUUCCAACCGAGUAUCACAUUGUGAAAGCAAGUUGUGGGUCUUACCAUACUGUCUUCCUUGCUCGGCCACACGAUUCCUCCAAAGUGACCAAACUCAUAUAUUGUGGAGCUUUCAACACUGAUCGAGGCGACGUUUUUCACAACAAAUUAGAAACCCUCAUGGAGUGCAGGAAUAGGAAUGGGGAAAAACAUAGUGAAAACACUACUGUGAUGGUGGAAGAUGAACAGUUUGUGGAUGUGAAAUGUGGACAAAAUUAUACAUGUGUGUUGACAUCGUCAGGAAAAGUCUAUGCAUUUGGUAGAAACGCUCAAGGGCAAUGUGGAAAUUUAACCUCCAAGACCAUUUCAAAACCAACCUUAAUGAAAGGUCUUGACAAGAUGAAAAUUUUAAAAAUUGCUUGUGGAAGUUCUCAUACCUUAUUGCUCACAGAUACUCAUCAUGUCAUGGUAGUGGGAAAUAAUGAACCAGGCCAACUUGGAAUUGGAGAUGUAAGAACCAGGUUCAUUCCCGAACGAAAUGAAUUUUUUGCCCGAAUGUGGGAUAAAAAGACUGAUGCGACACCUCUCACAAGCAUGAAAUGGCCAUUUGAAGAAUUACCCAAAUAUUAUGACUAUGUCAAAGAUAUUGCAUGCGGACCCUAUCAUUCCGCCUUUGUCACCAUAUGUUCCGAUGUGUAUGUUUGUGGUCUGGCAUGUUUUGGGCAAUUAGGAAUUGGAGUGUUUGCCAAUGGAGUAGUCGUACCUGUCAAGCUCAAUUUACACAAUGCAUUGCCCUCGUCUUACAUCCAACAAAAGAAUUUGGAAUUUUCUCCUCCAAAAAUGAUUGGUAUGAAUUCUGCCACAAAAGAAUGGCGAGUUUUUACAUCACAUAAUAAUUCAACCUUUUUGGUACAAACAUGUGUUAAGGGAAGGAUUGUGAGAUUUCACAAGCUAUUGCUGAAGAGUCUUCGACUUGAGAAGGAUCAAUGCAAGUUUUCUGAUCUUGUUCUCAUUUGUUAA
Molecule: messenger RNA, 1698 nt
Organism: Naegleria fowleri
Lineage: Eukaryota; Heterolobosea; Eutetramitea; Acrasida; Naegleriidae
Exons: 2
Coding region: 1-1698 (565 amino acids)
Source: RefSeq, a predicted model, not a curated record